Marmota flaviventris (yellow-bellied marmot) is the source of this 2757-nucleotide messenger RNA. RefSeq names its product coiled-coil domain containing 185 (gene Ccdc185). The record is from RefSeq and is a predicted model, not a curated record. NCBI's taxonomy places the organism in Eukaryota, Metazoa, Chordata, Mammalia, Rodentia, Sciuridae.
AUGCUGCGCGUGCGGGAGUGCUUCCUUCCCUCCUCCGCCUCCUCCCCCCGCCAGUCUAACCCGCAUCUGUGCGCGACCUCUGCUGCCGCCGCUGCGCGAGCGAGCAAGACGGAAGCCUCGGCGGCGGCGGCGGCAGCACCCGGCUUCAGCGCCCCCCGCCUGCAGCCCGCGCGCUCCCUCCCCAGGAUCCCCCGAGCCGGCGGGAGUGGGGGUGGCUUGGGGGGGUACUGCAGCCGGCCGCGCGCCCCCGGGGAGGCUCCCGCGCGCCCGCUACCUGAGCUCGCGAGCGCGCGGCGGAGGCGCGGAAAGGGGGAGGGGCGGAGACGGCGCGAGGGACGCGCGGCCGGGUGCUCGCGCUGGCGGCCGCGCGCCUCCACGAAUGGAGCCGGCGCCGCGGCGGGGGAGGGGGUCCGACGGAGGGCGGGGAGGGGGAAGGGGCCCGCCGCCGCCGCCGCGACCAAUGGGAAGCUGGCGCGCCUGCACCUGUCGGGGCGCGAGUCGCCAGGCAGUAGUUCUCGCUCGCUCGCUUUUUCUCACACACACAGAGGCCUGUCGCGUCUCUCUAGGAGCUGGACCGCGGCCAGCUGCCCAGAUGAUGCGCGAUCCACUGUGCCCGCCGCGGCCUCCGCACGGCCUCUGGUGGCCCCAGCGCGCUGCGCGGCGCGUGAGAGCGCCAGCUCCUUAGACUGCGGCCGUGGAGCCUUACACCCCACCCCACCCCCAUCCAUCUCCACGGAGGCUCUGCGUGUCUCCUCAGAGACGGAUCCAAGGGUGGAGUGGGUGUCCGCAGCGCCUCCUGGAGGCCGCGGGACGCUCACGCAGACACUGGGAGCGCUGGGAGGGAACACGGAGGGCUUCCGCCACUUCUCCCCGCGGCGCUACAGGAACCUCUGGGACACCUCGCCGCCGGCCUCAGAGAGCAGGUCCCCCAUGCGGCUGGAUGGGCCCGAAUCCAAACCGGCCUCGGGCCCCUGGGGCUGUACGUCGGAUUCGCGGAGUGAGGCGGCAGAGUCCCAGCUGCCUCCCGGGUGUUCGUUCACGCCACGGCCUCGCAGGCGCUGGUACAACACCUCGCCGCUGGAAAGCCGCAGCCUGACUCGCUUGACCCGGAGGCCCCCAGACCGCGUCCGGAAGCACCGAUUGGGCAGCCGGCGCCUAGAUGAAGCCUGGGGGGAGGACGGGACCAAGCCCAGUUCGGCCUGGCAGCAGCAGCUCCAUCUGCAACCCCAACAGACUCAGUCCUGCCAACGCUGUUCUUCCAUCCAGACAGAUUCGCCCCCGCGGUACCCCAGGGGAGCUUCCAAUCCCCCGAGUGUGGCUUCUGGGGUAGGAAAGGCACCGAGUGAAGACCAGUGGGCAGUGCCGAUCUGCAGCCACGUAGGUCGCUGGUCCUCUUCCUCUUUACACACAGACAAGUCCUCCGUGCCUUCCCAAGAGUUAAGGACCCAGUCGGCCUGUAUGUACACCCAGCAAAGAGACUGUAACGAUUUGAUGGAGUCCUUAGCCAGUCAGUAUCCCCAGCCCAUGGUCUCCAGCAAAGACCCGCAGAACCAGAUUCUCAAGUGCAAGCUGGAAGAGACGGUGAUGUCCUCGAGGGACCAGAAGAUCGUGUCCCUAGUGCUAAACCGGCUCCAGAAAGCCCAAAGAAUGCGGGAGCUGCAGCAGCAGGCGGCAGUCGCUUGGGAGGAGCUGAAGCGCUCAGACCAAAAGGUCCAGAUGACCCUGGAGAGAGAGCGCCGGCUGCUGCUGCGGCAGAGUCAAGAGCAGUGGCAGCAACGGAAGGAGCGCAAGAGUCGCCGGGGCCGCGAACAUCACUACCGGCGGCGGGACGGCCACUCGAAGAACGCGAUCCAGGAGGAGAGUUGGUGGGAGUCACAACUGCAGGACCCCGAGAACCAGCGUCUAGCGAGGAUGGAGAGGGCGCGCGUGGAGGCCGAGCACCGCAAGCAGUGCCAAGCUCAGCGCCUGCGAGAGCAGGAGAGGUUAUUGCAGAGCUUGCGGGAACUGAACAACCUGCAGCUGCGGAAGAGGCUGGAGGAGGCCUGUCACAAAAGGCAGUUGCACUCGAUGGAGACCAAGAAGGUCCAGGAGACCAAUCUGAGCUCCCUCGUCAAUUAUCAGGCCCGCAAGGUGCUCAUGGACUGCCAAGCCAAGGCCGAGGAGCUCCUCAGAAAGCUGUCGCGGGAGCAGAAUUCCAUGCGGUCCCAAGAGAUCCACCAGGGCCUGCUGAAGGGGCAGUACCGACAGCUGAAGGAGAAGGCCCAGAAGGAGGAAGAGCAGUUCCAACAGGUUAAGUGUCACGCCGUAGAGUCGGAGGAGCAGAGGCAGAUGCACAAGAGGAUAUUAAUGGAGCUAGCGGAGCAGAAGAGCCAGCAGGAUCGGAGUCACGCACACAGGACCCCCAGGGACAAGGCACAGCGCCUCCGGGAGCUCAACAUCCUGCGGGAGAAGAAUCAUCACAUUCUGAAGCUGAAAGCCGAAAAAGAGGAAAAGUGCCACAUUGAGGGCAUCAAGGAAGCCAUUAAGAAAAAGGAGCAGAAAAUGGAGCAGUUCUCCCGCGGGAAAGAUCCCACCUUGUCAGAGUUUCAGAAGGCCUCUCUCCCCUCCAGGAGAGAGAAUGGCAGAGGGCUUCCCAUCAGCUGCUUUGACCAGAGGACAUCAGAGGCCCAGCUGUGUGCCCAUCAGCCGAGAGAGGGCUAUUGAGAACUGAGGACAAAGAGCUUCAGCCCCAGCAGCCAGAGAGAGAUGUGGCCAAGC